UCAAUUCUUUCUCAAUUCAAUUGUUCUCCAAAUCCAUUAUUCAAUUACAGAUUAAAAUUCCAUACCAUCUCUCUGUUAUUACAAUAGUUACAUCAAUGGAGGGAAUUACGGGAACAGUUGUACCAAAAUCUCCCAUUAAUGAAUCCCUCCAGGAAACAGUUGUAUCAAAAGCUCCGAUGAAUAAAGCUGCUGAAAAGAUUGUUGUUGCAGCAGAACCAAAAACACCGCCGCUAAAUCGACCAUCAAUUGUUCAACUGAAUUCUCCAAUCAAAAGUGGGAAUACACCUGAUUGCCUUAAGGUCCCCAAGCCAUUUAAAUACCCUGAGAGGUACACAAGUCCAACUGAUCAAAUGAUGUCUCCUGUUUCGAAGAGGCUUCUAAUUGGUAGAAGUAGAAAGGCCAGCACACUCUUGCCGCCCUCCAAAAAUAGACCUCUUCAUCAACAUAUGGUUCAAGGUUUACAGCUUCAGGAGUCUGGUCUUUGUCAAAGUUUAAAUUGUUGAUCAUGUUUUGUUGUGACUUCAAUAAACUAUUACUACCCGGGUUUAUGCUUAUUUUUUCCUUUCAUUUCUCAGCCUCCAAAUGUAAAAGGGGUGGGGGGGGUGGGGGUGCAGCAUUGUUAUUUCUCUAUUUUAUACAAUUCACCAGACUUGUAGGGAUCAUGUUUAACUUGUUUUGGUGUAAAUUUCACCUUUAUAAAACCUCUUGCAAUGAAAUGAAUAGACUUGUCUUCCCCUA
Solanum dulcamara is the source of this 738-nucleotide messenger RNA. RefSeq lists its product as uncharacterized. Bases 96 to 503 code for a protein of 135 amino acids. The transcript has 2 exons. The record is from RefSeq and is a predicted model, not a curated record. NCBI's taxonomy places the organism in Eukaryota, Viridiplantae, Streptophyta, Magnoliopsida, Solanales, Solanaceae.